Messenger RNA from Pyrus x bretschneideri (Chinese white pear), 2175 nucleotides. Its product is annotated as probable inactive purple acid phosphatase 1. Gene Ontology annotation, molecular function: metal ion binding; acid phosphatase activity. The record is from RefSeq and is a predicted model, not a curated record. The transcript has 13 exons. Bases 216 to 2063 code for a protein of 615 amino acids. Lineage: Eukaryota; Viridiplantae; Streptophyta; Magnoliopsida; Rosales; Rosaceae.
CCGAGAGGAUUUUUUUUGAAAAGGAAGAAAGUUGACUUGCCAUUUAAAUCUGGAUUAAUCGGAAUCUUCUCUCCAAAUAUUCGAGAAAUCCAAUUUAGUUGCCACCUUUAAAAAGCCACCCUCACCACACCACACGUCAAAGUUCAAACACAGUUCACCGGCAUUUCUUUAGCUUCAGGAUUGAGUUUCACCAACCUUUCGCUGCAGUUGUCAGGAUGAGAAGGUUGAAAUAUUUCUGCUUGGCAGUUCAUUUGGUUCUUCUUGCAACUCUUCAAGUUCAAGAUGUGGAGUCUCAUGGAGAUCAGCCUUUGUCAAAGAUUGCUGUUCACAAGGCAGUGUCUUCCCUUCAUUCCCAUGCUUAUGUGAAGGCCUCCACUGCAGUUCUUGGGCUCAAGGGGCAGUAUGUGGAAUGGUUGACAUUGGAGUUCAGUUCUCCACACCCUUCAAAUGAUGACUGGAUUGGAGUGUUUUCUCCUGCCAAUUUCAGCGCUUCGACCUGCCCUGCGGAAACUAAAAGCUCUUCUGCUCCAUUUUUGUGUUCAGCACCUAUAAAGUAUCAGUACGCGAACUACACAAGUCCAAGGUACAAAGAUACCGGGAAAGGCUCCUUGAAACUGCAGUUGAUUAACCAGAGAUCAGACUUCGCUUUUGCACUAUUCUCGGGUGGUUUAUCAGAGCCGAAGCUGGUGGCAGUGUCAAAUAAAGUUGCAUUCGCAAAUCCGAAAGCUCCAGUUUAUCCACGCCUAGCGCAAGGAAAAUUGUGGAAUGAAAUGACUGUAACAUGGACAAGUGGAUAUGACAUCGUGGAAGCAACCCCUUUUGUUGAGUGGGGUAUAAAAGGAGAAGACCGUGUGAAAUCCCCAGCUGGGACAUUGAACUUCGACCGCAACACCAUGUGUGGUGCACCGGCAAAGACAGUGGGGUGGCGAGAUCCUGGAUUUAUACACACUGCUUUUCUGAAGGAAUUGUGGCCCAACACAGUGUACACCUACAAGGUUGGACACAGAUUGCCAAAUGGUUCCCAUAUUUUGAGUCAAGAAUACAAGUUCAGAGCAUCUCCAUAUCCUGGUCAUAAUUCUGUUCAACGCAUUGUCAUCUUCGGUGACAUGGGAAAGGAUGAAGCUGAUGGAUCCAAUGAAUAUAACCAAUACCAGCGUGGCUCUCUCAACACUACUAAGCAGCUAAUCCAAGACUUAGAGAAAAUUGAUAUCGUUUUCCACAUUGGGGAUAUCUGUUACGCAAAUGGAUACCUUUCGCAGUGGGACCAAUUCACGGCACAGGUUGAGCCGAUAGCAUCUGCUGUUCCUUACAUGAUCGCAAGCGGUAAUCAUGAGCGUGACUGGCCAGGCUCAGGAUCCUUCUAUGGGACCACGGAUUCAGGCGGGGAAUGCGGUGUCUUGGCCCAGACCAUGUUUUAUGUCCCUGCUGAAAACAGGGCUAAGUUCUGGUAUUCCACUGACUAUGGCAUGUUCCGGUUCUGCAUUGCGGACACAGAACACGAUUGGAGGGAGGGAACAGAGCAAUACAAGUUCAUUGAGGAGUGCCUAGCAUCAGUCGAUAGACAAAAGCAACCAUGGCUGAUCUUUCUGGCUCAUCGCGUGCUAGGUUAUUCUUCUGCAAGCUUUUAUGUCGCCGAAGGAUCAUUUGAGGAACCAAUGGGAAGGGAAAGCCUUCAGAAAUUAUGGCAGAAGUACAAAGUUGACCUCGCUGUAUACGGCCAUGUGCACAACUACGAAAGGAGUUGCCCCAUUUAUCAGAAUAUCUGCACCAGUAAGGAGCAGCACAAUUACAAGGGUAACUUGAAUGGCACGAUACAUGUGGUUGCUGGUGGCGGAGGAGCGAGUCUUGCAACCUUUGCUCCUGUUCAAACGGAAUGGAGUAUCUUCAAGGACUAUGAUUACGGGUUUGUCAAACUGACAGCGUUUGAUCGCUCGAACCUAUUGUUCGAGUACAAGAAGAGCAAGGACGGAAAGGUCUACGAUUCGUUCAGAAUAUCAAGGGAGUACAAGGACAUCUUGGCCUGCUCUGUUGAUAGUUGCCCGAGUACAACUCUGGCAUCUUGAAUUUGUUUUGAGUUUUCAAGUUUGAGAGUAGUGAUCGUGUGCUCGUGUAUACAAGAAAGCUGUUGUUCCUUUCUUCCCUUCAGUUUAAUGACAAAUUGACAGCUUCUUCGUA